Molecule: messenger RNA, 2776 nt
Organism: Numida meleagris (helmeted guineafowl)
Lineage: Eukaryota; Metazoa; Chordata; Aves; Galliformes; Numididae
Gene: DMRTB1
Product: DMRT like family B with proline rich C-terminal 1
Exons: 4
Coding region: 437-1312 (291 amino acids)
Biological process (GO): regulation of transcription by RNA polymerase II; sex differentiation; germ cell development
Cellular component (GO): nucleus
Molecular function (GO): RNA polymerase II cis-regulatory region sequence-specific DNA binding; DNA-binding transcription factor activity, RNA polymerase II-specific
Source: RefSeq, a predicted model, not a curated record
AAGUGAGUGUGGCUGCUGAAGUGCCAAAAGGGAAAACUGUCUCUUAGGGUGUGAGGGAUGCUUUUGCUCCUUGCCAGGCACAAAGUUCCCAUAUGGACUAUAGCGUACCCCACCUGCUCUGCUCCUGCGGCAGCACCCCCUCACCCCCGCCGUGUCUUCUCCAGCCCUCACGGCCCAGGUCCGGCUCCAGCCUCACCCGAGGGGCAGGGGGAGGCGGGCGUGUAGGGAAGCGCCUUGCCCGAGGCGGCGGGGGAGAAGCUGCGGAACCGGGCAGCACCUCGCUCGUCUCUUCAGAGCGGGGCAUCCCCCACCCCUGCCUUGGGCUCUCCCGCCACUCCUGCCCUGCUUGCUACAUUUGGAGGGAAGCUGGCCCUGCCCUAUAUAAGAGCCCUGCUGGGGGGCUGGGUGUGCCAGAGCGGUUAGUGGGCUGCUGGACAUGGAGGCUAGGGAGGCUGCAGCAGCAACGGAGAAGGCGGCAGUGCGGACCCCAAAAUGCUCCCGCUGCCGCAACCAUGGCUUCGUGGUGCCGGUGAAGGGCCACGCCGGCCAGUGCCGCUGGAAGCUCUGCCUCUGCGAGAAGUGCUCCCUCAUCACCGAGCGCCAGAAGAUCAUGGCAGCCCAGAAGGCGCUGUGGCAUCAGGUGCCCGAUGCCGCUGUCAGGGUAGCUGUGGGCUCCGCUCCCGCAGGGGAAGACCUCGCGGCCAGUGCCUCCGAGCAAAGCAGCCACGUGGGGGCGAAGGGCGGCCAGCUCCCCGGCGGCGGUGACAAAGGCGUGGCACGCAGGGGUCUGCCGCCAGCUCCUGCCGGCCCUCCCUUCUGGGACUACGCUCACUCUGCUUUUCCUCCAGAAUACAUGGUCAACUCAGAAUACGUGGAGAGAGACCCUGCAAGAGUGUAUCCUGGCUAUUCCAGGAUGAAUCGUUACCACCCAUUUCCCACAGGAUUUGCCAUCAAUCGGCCAGGCUGUAGGGGAGCCCCAUCACCUCCAGGGAUAUCACUUCAGAAGGGCUUCCGACCUGUUCCGAGCAACUGUGGACCAGGGAAUGCAGCUUCUUUGUCAAUUCCAGAUGGAGGCGGAGAUUUCCAUCAGGCAUACUAUACUCCUCUGCCUCAGUUCAUCCCACAAGGUUUUCUGCCAGGAGUUCAUUACAUUCCACCUCCACUAUCGCUGAAUGUGUUUGCUGAAGCAACCAAGGAAGCACAUGGUACUGCAGCUGGCAGCCAGGAUUCAGGGAUGGUUUCUGAACCUAGCCAACCAUCUUCUUCCCCAGAAGAACCAAGCAGAGACCAAUCUGUAUGUUCUAAACAGUAAAUGGCCUGGAGAAGAGCAGAGUGGCAGGCAGCACUAUUUUUGUUAUUGAGGAGAGUGUUGGUUAAGAUAAGGCUAGGGUGACAGUUAGUUACUGAGCAGCCACAACAGCUAAAAGAAGGGGAUUAAUGUCUGCUCAAUUCAUGAUCGUGUUGGAGCUAUCAGCCUCACAGCUCUGCUCCCUGGCAGUGUAAAACCCUUGUUUGUAAAAGAGGUUUUCCAAAGUUGAGGUAAAUUGCAUCCCCCUUAAGCAGAUGGAAGCAGGAAAGAAUUACGACUUUAAUUUCUGGUUUCUUUGCUGAAGUUGGAUGGCUUCUUGGUUUUUGGAGUGAGGUCUCCAAGCCAUGUACACUCUCUAGAUUUCUCACGUUCAUGACAGUAAUCCAAAAUAUGUUGUUGGUGUAUCAGUUUGCUGUAACAGAAACCUGUUUCUGAAUAUUAUGGAAGAGUUAAGUGAUGUAGAGCCUGAAGACUGAGAGAGGAUGGGAAGACAGUAUGGGUUGGUGAUAUGUAAAUCAGGCUUCAGGAUUUUGAAUGCCUUUGACAGUUCAUACUUUAUUUCAGUGUUGUUUAACUCAGUACAGCUGAAACAGGCAGUACAAAUUUUUAAAGGGCUCACGCAGACAGCUUUAUGCACAUGGAAUGGAAGUACACUGUAGCAUAUCAAAGGUGUGAAGAGAUCUCCUAGAAACUAGGACAAAACACCAUUUAGAUAACAAUUGGUCAAAGCCAUACAUAUAAUAAUUUUCAAUAAUACUGUCUAAAUAAAGAUUAUAGGUGCAUUCCUCUUCUGUUUUGCCUAAAGAAAUUGUUUUUUUGUAUUAAGUGGAUCAAUUGUUAAUGUUGGAAGAAUGUUGGAGGGCGAACUUCUGGCUAAUUAAAAAGCUUUGAAUCAUUUGUUUGGUUUUGAUGAUUUGAGGCUUGCAUAUUUACAUGUAAUUCUUCUAGGUAAAUAUCAGAUGUUGCCCUGAGUAACAAAUCUGUCUGAAGUAAGAUUGAGGCUUCAGUACUUUUAUUCUGAAACUUCUGACUUUAGAUUCCUGCUACUGUAGUAGCUGGUACUGAAGACUGUAGAGGUGAGCGCAAUAAAAUAAACAUUCUUCUCUGCUACUUACACUAACAAUCCCUUGCUCAAUGCAAGAUGUAAAGUCAUUGUAUUAAGCUGAGAAAUCCCUUUUUAAUAUAGUAGAUGAGUGUUUUUCAGCACACAGAUCGGGUUUGGGGGGAUAAUCGGUGAAAGUGGCAAACUUAAGACUGCCAAGAGGAGAAAGUGAAAAAAACAUCUAUCUAUACUGAAUAAUCGGAUGUACGACUUGUUAUAUGCUAGAUUUACAGUAGCAUCUGUGCUCCCAGGAGUAUCCCAGAAUUCUUAAAACUGCCGUGUUUGGGAAAAACUGAGUAUUUCUGCCAGAUGUUUGAAUGGAGCAAAGCUCUUUUUCAGAAUAAAACAAUCUAUGAAUAGAAAUA